This is a messenger RNA of Penicillium cinerascens, 777 nucleotides long. RefSeq names its product CFEM domain-containing protein. The record is from RefSeq and is a predicted model, not a curated record. The transcript has 4 exons. Bases 1 to 777 code for a protein of 258 amino acids. Lineage: Eukaryota; Fungi; Ascomycota; Eurotiomycetes; Eurotiales; Aspergillaceae.
AUGAAGUCCUUCUCCCCCGUUGCUAUGGCCCUUCUGGCCGCGGCUGGUGUGGUCGCCGCCGAUAUGUCGACCUCUCAGUGCGCUUCUAUGUGUAUCUCCAACAUGAACGCCAAGGCCUCCCAACUGGGCUGCCAGUCCGGUGACAUGGACUGCCUGUGCAAGAACGAGAACUACUCCUACGGGAUCCGUGACUGCACUAUCCAGGCCUGUCCCGGCGACAACGCCGAGGAGGUCCUGAAGAUGGCUCUGGCGAAGUGUCCUAGUGGCUCUGGCUCCAGCUCCAGCUCCAGCUCCAGCUCCAGCUCCAGCUCCAACACCAACGGCGGCUCCAGCUCCAACACCAACGGCGGCUCCAGCUCCAACACCAACGGCGGCUCCAGCUCCAACACCAACGGCGGCUCCAGCUCCAACACCAACGGCGGCUCCAGCUCCAUGACCUCCAGCGGCAUGACCGGCACCACAACUGGCACCACAACUGGCACCACAACUGGCACCACGACUGGCACCACGACUGACACCACGACUGGCACCACCACCAUGACGAACACCAUGACGACCACCAUGACGACCAUGACUGGUACCAACACCGUCUCUGGCUCGAGUGCUACCGAGACCUCUGGCUCUGGCAAUGGCAGCAACAACGACAACACCUCCACCGGCUCUGGCUCUGGCUCCAGCUCUGCUCCCUCCUCCAGCACGGGCGGUGGUCACCCCAUGGCUACCGUCGGCAGCGGUGCGGUCGGUGCCCUCGGCCUCGCUGCUCUGCUGGUGCUGUAA